This is a messenger RNA of Cantharellus anzutake, 453 nucleotides long. RefSeq lists its product as uncharacterized. The record is from RefSeq and is a predicted model, not a curated record. NCBI's taxonomy places the organism in Eukaryota, Fungi, Basidiomycota, Agaricomycetes, Cantharellales, Hydnaceae. The transcript has 4 exons. The coding region runs from base 1 to 453 and encodes 150 amino acids.
AUGUCUACUGUACAACCUCAUCUGCAUCCCAUUCUCAUAUUGCCUUGUCUUCAUAAGGAUUAUAAAAAGCAUGCUAGAACUCUCAGUCAAACCGGGAUUGGCCUCGAUAAACAUGAGAUCACCCUAGUAUUUUAUCUUGUGAACAUAGAUGCCAUUCUGGAGGAAUUCCCAUGGUGGCAUGAUCUGAACCCAAUUUGCAACUCCACUGCAGAUGGUCAGGAGCUGGCAACUCAGUUAGAUGAGUUACUUGAAAAUAAUCAAAAAGGUGGAGUCAUGGGAGAGGAGGGUGAUUCUGAGGAUAGGUCCCCACUUCUGGAACCACCUCUCGAGACCAGUGGUGACUCUACCCCACUAUUUGGUUCAUCACAACUGCCAUCUUCACCGCUUAACCUGUUCAUGGAUUUAGAUGAACCUAAACCCACAUUAUCCCAGCCACUACAUCAAGCAUGUUAA